AUGGGGAAAGGCAAGGGGCGGGAACUCGCCAGGGGCGUGGGCCAGAGGGCCGCCGGCGCGUCUUGGGUGCUGCGGGACUUGAGUGAGUCUCGGUCGGAUAUUGUUACCGGACCGGAUCGAGGCCGUUCCGUCAGUGUUUUCGGACGCCCAGCGGUCGCGGCUUCUUGGGCCGAUCUUCAGCUGGCACAAUUACAGGCCGCGCAGCAGCAAAGGAUGAAUGGAGCUCUGGGAAAGGCGCUGUGUCUGAGGAAUGACACCAUUUUUAAGCAAGCCUUUUCCCUCUUGAGGUUCAGAACUUCAGGAGAGAAUCCCAUCUGUUCUGCAGGUGGCAUUCUGCUGAGCAUCAGUCGGCACUACAGGUCACAGCCCACGCAUGGCAUUGGAAGAUACAAGCACCUAGUUAAAGCACAAGAGCCCAGGAAGAAGAGGGGAAAAGUGGAAGUGAGACCCAUUAAUUUGGGGACAGAUUAUGAAUACGGGGUUUUAAACAUUCACCUGAUUGCAUACGAUAUGGCCCUGGCAGAGAGUUAUGCCCAGUAUGUUCACAACCUCUGCAACCAUCUCUCCAUUAAAGUCGAGGAAAGUUAUGCGAUGCCCACCAAAACCGUGGAGGUGUUGCAGUUGCAGGAUCAAGGCAGGAAAAUGCUCCUGGACUCAGUUCUUACCACCCAUGAGCGAGUGGUUCAGAUCAGCGGUUUGAGUGCUACAUUUGCAGAGAUUUUCUUGGAAAUAAUCCAAAGCAAUCUUCCUGAAGGAGUCAAACUGUCAGUGAAGGAGCACACUGAAGAAGACUUCAAAGGAAGGUUCAAAGCUCGGCCAGAACUGGAAGAACUGCUAGCCAAGUUGAACUAGCUCACUGUAGACCCUUUCAUGCCAGCACUGGUGACACUGAGUGGCAAUGGAAAGAGCUUCCUGGGUGGCCAAAGUUAAGAAGGAGACCCUGACCCUCAAUAUCAUAAGUACCCAUCUCCACAGCCAGGAGUGCCUCCUCUCCUCUGUGAAGGAGUGCUUGCCGACUGUCACCACUUUCCUUUGAGCCAACCCUAGGUAUCUUCCAUCUAAUAAAAAUCUGCUAAUGAUGGA
This is a messenger RNA of Lagenorhynchus albirostris (white-beaked dolphin), 1083 nucleotides long. It is a transcript of the gene MRPL48, whose product is annotated as mitochondrial ribosomal protein L48. NCBI's taxonomy places the organism in Eukaryota, Metazoa, Chordata, Mammalia, Artiodactyla, Delphinidae. The transcript has 9 exons. The record is from RefSeq and is a predicted model, not a curated record. The coding region runs from base 1 to 852 and encodes 283 amino acids. Gene Ontology annotation, cellular component: mitochondrial ribosome.